Maylandia zebra (zebra mbuna) is the source of this 2097-nucleotide messenger RNA. Its product is annotated as rhamnose-binding lectin. Gene Ontology annotation, molecular function: carbohydrate binding. NCBI's taxonomy places the organism in Eukaryota, Metazoa, Chordata, Actinopteri, Cichliformes, Cichlidae. The record is from RefSeq and is a predicted model, not a curated record.
AAUAAAUAGAGGUGUGUUUGAGUCAGGUACCAACAGUACCAGUACUCACCAGCACUGGCACCAUGCUCCGUGUAAGGCUCAGCUGCACACUGUUGCUGGCAGCGACCUGUUUGCUCAGCGGAGCAGAUGCUUCCAUGGAGAAAGCCGUCAGCUGUCACAUGGGCGGUGUCCAGAGGCUGAGCUGUGAAAAUGGAGUGAUCAGUGUGGUAGCAGCUCUGUACGGACGUGCAGACAGAGAGACCUGCAGUGAGGGCAGACCUCAACAACAGCUUAACAACACUGAGUGCUCUCAGCAGGGAACCGUGGACGUCCUCAGGAGGAGGUGUGAUGGGAAGAAAGUGUGUGAACUGAGCGUGACUGACGUCGAAAGUCCUGACCCUUGUGUCGACACCUACAAAUAUCUGGAGACCAGCUACACCUGCUUACCUGCAAGUCACCUGGUCACAUGCGAGCACUCGUUUGCACACCUGCACUGUGAUGAAGGGCAGGCUAUCCUCGUGUACGGGGCUCACUAUGGACGCCACGAUCAGACCACAUGCUCCUACAGAAUUCUGGCCUCUGAGGUCCAAAAUGUUUACUGCUCCCGUCCCACCAGCAAAGUCGCUGAGAGCUGCGACGGGAAGAGCAGCUGCACCAUCAGAGCGAGUAACUCGGUGUUUGGAGACCCCUGUGUUGGCACAUACAAAUACCUCGAGGUGGCUUACAUCUGCCAGUCAGAGCUUCACCACUCAGAGGCUGGACUAUGCUCUGCACCUCCAGCACUGAGCUGCAGCUGCAGCGUGGUUGGUGCCUGCAUGGAGCCAUCAAGAGAAACAGUACAAAUAGACCAGGUUCCUGUGCUCCACCAUCAGCUCUGCUCUAACAGCAUGCAGUGCUCCGGACUCAGCAGCACACUGUUGCUCGCAGCAACGUGUGUACUCAUGACUUCAGGCUUUUUGGCCCCAGGUGGACCUAUGGGCCCAGGUGGACCUAUGGCCCCAGGUGGACCUCUGGGCCCAGGUGGACCUCUGGGCCAGAGUGGACCUAUGGCCCCAGGUGGACCUACGGGCCCAGGUGGACCUAUGGCCCCAGGUGGACCUCUGGGCCCAGGUGGACCUCUGGGCCAGAGUGGACCUAUGGGCCCAUUCCCGCCGACCUUCAUGUCCACAGCGAGGGUGAUCACCUGUGACAGCCUUGACAAUGUGCAACGCCUGAGCUGUGAUAAUGGAGUGAUCAUCGUGCAGGCAGCUAUGUACGGGCGGACAGAUGCACAAAUCUGCAGUGAUGGCAUUCCUGCAGAUCAGCUUGCAAAUACACAGUGUUUCCAGAUAGACACUCUAAAAGACGUCAAGAGCAGGUGUGAUGGCAAGAAGGUGUGUGAAAUAAGUACAAACUCCUUCCGUACUUCUGAUCCGUGCUCCGGCAUUUACAAAUACUUGGACACCACCUACACCUGCUUCCCAGCAAUCCACAGUGUAACUUGUGACGAUUCGCUGGCAAACCUUCAGUGCGGUGAAGGACAGGUUUUACUCAUCCACGGAGCUGAUUACGGGCGCCGUGACUCGACCACAUGCUCUUUGAAUCUUCCAGCCUCUCAGCUCCAAAAUGUCCAAUGCUCAAAGCCCAUAAGCAAUUUAGCUGACAGCUGUAACGGGAAAAGCAACUGUACUGUCAAAGUGAGCAGCUCUGUGUUUGGAGACCCGUGUUUUGGCACCUACAAGUACCUGGAGAUGGCUUAUAGCUGUCACUUUGGUUUUCCAGAUCACUGAAUGGAGGAAAUCGCUGACAUCCAAAUAGCAUCAGCGUCUAUGUUCUUUGAAGAAAAUGUGCGAUGAAUCAAUUAUGAAUCAAAAAGAAAAAGAUCAUUCAACAUCCUGUGCAACGUCUGGUCAAAAAUACGAAGAUACUGAUUUUAUAUCAGAUUCUUUCCAGACCUGUUAAGUUGUGGUCUGUGGUGUCCAUAUACACUUGGCCUUUAAGACGUUUCAGAAAAUAAAUGAUUCUAAAUGUAAAACUGAUUUAACACUGAUUGUCUUAAAUGUUUUCUUCUUUUUCCCUUGUAUUCUUACGCCUGCUUCACUCUUAAAUUUGCCUUCAAUAUUAAAAUAAUGAAACGUA